CGUUUAAUAACGCACCCGGAAGAUUAGUGACUGAUAGCGCUGGUCGGGUAUAAAACUUACAACUUCAAUGUCUCGCGAGCUGUUGUAAACUGAAAACAAAAUGAAAGGAGUUGCAGCUCUACUGAUAGCCGCUUUCGCGGUCGCGCACGCAGCCAACCAAUGCCCCGUCGAGCAAGAGACCGACUGGAGCAUCGAGCUUCUGCUGGUCCACGGGGACUGCGACAAAUUUUACAAGUGCACAUAUGGGGAGCCCGUCGAACAGCUCUGUCCCGCCGGCUUAUACUUCAACGUUGAGGACUUGCAGUGUGAUUGGAGAGCCAAUGUAGACUGUGGUGACAGGAACAUCCCUGGGGAAGUCCAGCCUGAGCCAGAGCCAGAACCCGAGCCACAGCCAGAACCUAAGCCAGAGCCAGAACCCGAGCCAGAGCCUGAGCCAGAGCCCGAGCCAGAGCCAGAACCCGAGCCAGAGCCAGAACCCGAGCCACAGCCAGAACCCGAACCAGAGCCAGAACCCGAGCCUCAGCCAGAACCCGAACCAGAGCCAGAGCCCGAACCUCAACCCGAGCCCGAACCUGAACCCGAACCUGAAAUCGAAGAAGUCAUCCCCGAAGAGCCAGAAAUCGACAUUGAGGAGGGUUCUGGAGAAGCAGACUUGGAGAUUGAGUUCCAGGAGAACGGCUGCCCGGUCGACCCAUUCAUCCACUGGCUGGUGGCCAGCACUGAGGACUGCAACGUGUUCUACCAGUGCGUGUGGGGCGAGCCCGUCCAGAGGCGCUGCGCGGAGUCCCUACACUUUAACGCUGCCCUACAGGUAUGUGACUGGCCCAGAGAUGCCGGCUGCGCUGUUUCCUACAACAAGCACUUCCCAUCCAGAAACCUCUACAGAAAAUAAGACUUCACGAGUCUUUUACCUAAAUUAAUAGAAACAAAUGAAACGGAGUUAUUUCUGUUUCUUCUACCUCUAUCUCAAUAUAAUGUUCCUGAAUAUUUAUGUAAAGUUCAUUAUUAAAUGUGGUUCACUGUUA
Molecule: messenger RNA, 1025 nt
Organism: Ostrinia nubilalis (European corn borer)
Lineage: Eukaryota; Metazoa; Arthropoda; Insecta; Lepidoptera; Crambidae
Gene: IIM1
Exons: 3
Coding region: 101-892 (263 amino acids)
Cellular component (GO): extracellular region
Molecular function (GO): chitin binding
Source: RefSeq, a predicted model, not a curated record